AUGUCGCGCUUGCUUUCAGUGGAGAAUAAACGCAAUCGUGUGGUCGGCUCUGAGGCUGUUUUGGCGCUUUUCCGUCGCAAUCCUGACGAGUUUCUGCGUCGAUACAUAACUGUGGACGAAACAUGGAUAUACCACUACACUCCAGAGACAAAGGAACAGUCAAAACAGUGGGUUUUUGAAGACGAACGGGCUCCGAAGAAGGCGAAGACAGUGAAAUCGGCCGGCAAGGUGAUGGCCACGGUUUUUUGGGAUGCACGCGGAAUCAUCUACACCGAUUACUUGGAAAAAGGACAAACAAUAACUGGAGAGUAUUAUGCGUCGUUAUUGCACCGCUUGAGCGAAGAAAUCAAGAAAAUACGUCCUCAUUUGAAAAAGAAAAAGAUCCUCUUCCAUCAAGACAAUGCACGGGUGCACACCUGCGCAGUUUCGAUGGCCAAAAUUAUGGAAUUAAAGUUCGAAUUAUUACAACAUCCACAGUAUUCACUGGAUUUGGCCCCCAGUGACUUUUUUUUUAUUUCCAAACUUGAAAAAAUGGCUCGGCGGACAACGGUUCACGUCUAA
Molecule: messenger RNA, 561 nt
Organism: Harpegnathos saltator (Jerdon's jumping ant)
Lineage: Eukaryota; Metazoa; Arthropoda; Insecta; Hymenoptera; Formicidae
Product: histone-lysine N-methyltransferase SETMAR-like
Exons: 1
Coding region: 1-561 (186 amino acids)
Molecular function (GO): nucleic acid binding
Source: RefSeq, a predicted model, not a curated record